Cylicocyclus nassatus is the source of this 1804-nucleotide messenger RNA. Lineage: Eukaryota; Metazoa; Nematoda; Chromadorea; Rhabditida; Strongylidae. The record is from the annotation of a GenBank genome assembly.
GCGGGCACCUGCGUUAUUGAUCCGCCCCGCGUGCGCGUCCCAGCAUCUGCUUUGCGCCAGUUCGCUCGCCUCUUGACGUACUUCUAUCGAUUCCACAUCAAGGAAUGCUGGAUGGGAAUGUAGAACGAGGGAUGAUUGUAGAUGGUGUAUACGGCAAGCAGAUACUCGACAUUGACGGCCCGGAGCUGCUAGAGGAUGUCGGAGAAUUUGACGAGUCCGUUGAACAGACUUUGCAAGAUGCGUAUGGAGAAGAGGGUGAAGACGAAAGGACAGGUGAUGAUCCGUAUGGCGGUAUGCCUCUCGAUUUAUAUGAGAAUAUUGUUGAGUUCAAAAGAAGUGGUACAUAUCCAACGUUCAUCGACUCUCGACAUGAUCGCAGUGCUCUGAGCCACUGGAGAGCAAGAUGCCUUCGUUUCGUGUUGGCUGAUGAUAAUGAGACGCUACUUUACUACAAUCCCUCAAGUAGUGUUAACGACCAACCAAAGGUUGUCGUUAAAAAAGGCGAAGUACGCCGGGUUAUUGAAAGGAUACAUGAUCUGAUUGGACAUCUUGGACAGAAGCGUACCCAAAUUGUCGUUCUGAAGAAACUUCACUGGCGAUCUGUGCGGCAAGAUGUGAAGACAUUUAUCAAUAGUUGCGCAUUCUGCAAUCAGAAAAAGCUUGAAGGAAAGAAGAUAUUGAAGGCUCCAGUGGAUGUCACGAGUGAUAAUUUCGACCUCACUAUUGAAGUGCGAAGUAAACCGUUGCAGAAUGGAGAGCUGUACGAUCGGCUGACUUUUAAUCUUAUCGGGUACAACGAGCAAGAAGUUCGCGCUGCAGCAGUGACACGAAUGACAGCAUACACAUUCAAAGAAACAGCCAGUGAACUACGUGGACGAUUUGCGCGACCUGGCUCGGCUGGCACUUCGAAUUUUCGCCGGCAGCCGUACAUAAAAAGAACUCGCUAUUCUCCGUAUGCUUCUGGGUUUAUUGUUCCAUACGCGGGAAAGCAUAAAAAUGAUGUGAGAUUUUUUAUCGAAGUCUUUCAAGACGAACGAGAUCCUGCCCUUUCCUCUUCUUACAGCGGGCAAAUCUACCAAGCUGACGACGCGUCAGAAAACCAUCACAUUGAGGGCUCAGAUGUUCAACAGAAUGCCCCAGUUAGCAUGUCAUCGCAAUCUGCUGAUUCAGUGAAAACAGAAGCUGCAAGUGUAAACUCGCAGCAAAUGCCGUCAACUUCAAGAAGAGAUCUCCUAUCCACGCCAAGAUUGGCUACUUUCAAUGGAGCACGGCAAAAGAAGAGUUCGAAGUCUUUGGGUAAUCUAGGACUUGCAACCCGAUUCAACCUAGCGGUGGGAUCAAAUACGGACAGACCAGAUGCUGACAACGUUGAGAUGUUGCUGCCAUCAUUUGAAUCGGUUAAUAGCCGUCCUGAAAUGACAUCAUUACCUCCUGUUAUGCUAAUGCCAUCUGUUGAUCCAGAAGUUAUUCAUUUGCAAAAGGAGCUGCUGCUGAGACAAUUGCGGCUACAAAGAAUGCAAGAGAAAGUGUUACAAGCGCAGUUCAACACCAUCCGUCUUCCAAUAGCAAGAUAUGAAGAAAUUGAUCCUGACGGUGGUCAAGUUCAAAUACUUGGAGAAGAUGGAGAUGAAGAAUUUAUUGGAGAGCGGGUAGAUGAGGAACAACAACUGAAUGUGAUUAACAGCGGAGACGAAAGUGGUGAUGAGAUUAUGAGGGAAUCGACGACGUGAUUGUCUAUAGCCAGUUUCACAAUACGGUGUUGCAUUUUUGAUUGUAUCUUAGUUUGUAUUCAUAAAGGUCUCUC